This is a messenger RNA of Aricia agestis (brown argus), 1264 nucleotides long. RefSeq names its product leucine-rich repeat-containing protein 23-like. The transcript has 4 exons. Gene Ontology annotation, molecular function: protein kinase binding. Gene Ontology annotation, cellular component: cytoplasm. NCBI's taxonomy places the organism in Eukaryota, Metazoa, Arthropoda, Insecta, Lepidoptera, Lycaenidae. The coding region runs from base 7 to 1110 and encodes 367 amino acids. The record is from RefSeq and is a predicted model, not a curated record.
UCCACAAUGUUGAAAUCUAAUAUUGAUCUACAUAAUAUUGACGAUAAUACAAUCGAGCCUCAAAUUGAGCCUAUAAUAGAAGAGGAUGAGAAAAAAUCUGAAGAAACAUUGAAGGAAGAAGACAGUGAGGUUUCGGAGCAAAGUGUAAAGUUAGAGUAUCCAGAAAGAAAGUUGCAUGGGUCUGAAGUCAGUGUCCGUCUUAGUUUACUAGGGAAAACAGCAGAUGGAGAUGGGUACACUUAUUUGAAAGCUAAAUGCACAGGAAUGAAAUUAACCGAUAUUUCAGCAAUAUGCGCAUUUAAACAUCUGCUUUACGUGGACGUUUCUGACAACUUUCUAACUUUAGACAGCUUGCAAGUAAUAACUACUCUACCAUAUCUUGUUCUCAUACAUGCAGAUAAAAAUUUGCUACAAUCUGCUGCAUUAAAACCUAUGAAGUACAUGCAAGUGAUGAUACUAAAUAACAAUGAAAUAACAUCAGUAAAUGAUGUUUAUCAACCUGAACUAUGCACCUUGGAGGCUGGUUAUAAUAAAAUUGAAAAAAUUGAAUUUAACAAAAGAAUGGAGACAAUAAAAGUAUUAGAUUUCAGAUACAACUUCAUCAGUGAUCUAUCUGACUUAGAUUUUGUAAACAUGGACAGCCUAUACCUGGCUGGAAACAAAAUAAGAAGCCUUGAAGGUAUAGGAAAAUUAGUGAAUCUAAGAAUACUCCAUGUGAGAGAUAAUCCAAUAAAACUUUUAAAUGGUUUUGAGCCGGACAUGAAAAAACUACAGUAUGUGAACCUUCGUGACUGUAAAGUGAUGACACAUAAACAAAUUAAGAAAUUGAGAGUAUUGGAAAGCCUAGAUACAAUAAUAUUGAGAGGUUGUCCAAUCAUGGGGGCCAUAGAUGAUGAUGCCGAGGUUGAAGAAGACGGUGAAUUGAGGGUAGAGAUCCUAGCUACUCUUCCUCGACUGAAGAGAAUUAAUAAGGGCAUAGUUACCGCAGAAGAAAGAACUGAAGCAAACAAUUUACUGAAAGAAUGGAUUGAAGAGGAAGAAGUGAAUGAAGAGGAAUCAGAGGGUGAAGAAGAACUAACAAGUGAAGAAAAGUCUCUAAACAUGCCUUAAAUUCUUAAAAAUAUGGUUCCCACACAUAACUGCAAAUUAGCAUCACAUCAUAAUGUUAAUUUUUAUAUGAGUUUUGUAGCAGAUAUUUGCGAUAUGUGUGUCGCAGAUAUGUGUGGGAGCCCAUAGUAAAAAAUGUAAAAAAUAAAUAUUUACC